Messenger RNA from Botrytis deweyae, 598 nucleotides. RefSeq lists its product as uncharacterized. The transcript has 3 exons. The record is from RefSeq and is a predicted model, not a curated record. Lineage: Eukaryota; Fungi; Ascomycota; Leotiomycetes; Helotiales; Sclerotiniaceae. The coding region runs from base 142 to 330 and encodes 62 amino acids.
UUGGUUAUCUGUUCACAUGCGAUAUCUGAUAGUAUAUCUUCAAUUCUUGGCAGAGCCUUUCUUCUCGACUUUCUCUUCUUCUUUGUAUGAUUCAGAUUAAAUCAAUUCUUGCGGUUAAUUUGUACAUUGGUGCUGCUAGGGAUGCUAGUUGAGGUUCCUGUCAAGGUAUCAAAGCCAAGAUGUGCCCGAAUCACCAAUAUAUACAAGGGGGUCAUUGAAGGAAAGCUUCUGUCUUUAGAUCCACCCAACUCAGCGGAGACUGGCUUGCGUUCGUCGGAAUACCCCACCACAUUAUCUAUCAUCGAAGACUUGUCCAGAAGGAACAUUUGAAUGCCUCCUAGAAAGGUGGCAAAACCCAGAGCUAGGAAGGCUGAAGUUGUUGAGAUUGAUCCAGAAGUCUCUAACAAUGAUGAUGAGGACCCUGGCAAUGUAAAAAGUCAGUCCAGAGGGUCAUGGACUGCCUGAAUAUUGACAAGUGGCGGACCGUCGCAAGCCAGAACAUCAUCUGCUUCAAGUAUUACUCGCCUUCAAAUUCGAGGGCACGCUUGGGUGCUGAAAACUCCGGCUCUUUCAAUUAGGAGAUUUUUGUAAUAGAAUA